AUGAAUCAUGUUGAUGCCUCUCUGCUAGGAUGUAACAUCAACGGUACUCAUCACCAUGAGGAAGGUGUUUUGGAACCAAACAUCGCCUUAGGACCAGAGGAGAACGGUCUGGAAGUGAUUGUUCCUGAUUUUGAUAGCAACUAUAAUUAUCUUCCACCUAUUAGUGGACAAGCUAUGAUGCUUAUAGACAAAAGAACAACUCUUUACGGAGCAAACCCUAACCAGGAGUUUUGCAGUUUGGGUCUUCUAUAA
This is a messenger RNA of Eruca vesicaria subsp. sativa (arugula), 252 nucleotides long. Lineage: Eukaryota; Viridiplantae; Streptophyta; Magnoliopsida; Brassicales; Brassicaceae. The record is from the annotation of a GenBank genome assembly.